Seminavis robusta is the source of this 3931-nucleotide messenger RNA. The record is from the annotation of a GenBank genome assembly. Lineage: Eukaryota; Bacillariophyta; Bacillariophyceae; Naviculales; Naviculaceae.
ACUGCACAGCGCGUGAUAGAUAGCCGCAACAGGAAAAGCACAACACACUUACUACUACAAUAGCUAGUACUUCGAAUUCAUCAAACGACAUAAAAAACAGGACCUUGGAAGACAACACAACCUGCAAUGAGUAGAAAAAGGAGUAGUAAUGCAAACCCAAGGUCAUCUAUCACUAACUACUUGACUGAAGAGGAGGCGUUGCAGCUGAUGCAGUCAUGGGACGAUAUUGACGAGUCUGAAGGCAAAUCUACUGGUGGCAUUCGUCAAGGCGAGGGGCUGUUCGGCAUGCUAGACAAAAGUGAGAAUCCAAACGAGACAACAGCGAAGCAACCAACCGCAGAGUCAUUCAUCGACAGGAACAUGGCGGAGAGAUCAUAUGGCGAUAAUGCGCCCUUUCGGAAGAAGGCGCAAGCGGCUGCACAAAAACCAAACAACACAAUCCAGGAUCAUUACUAUGACAAUCCAAAGCCAGUCCCAGCAGCCACCGCCAAAUCAAUCGCGAUUCUCGAGGAGAAGAAAGCCAAGAGGCCCAUUGGAAGAAAUCACGCACCCAAACCAGGGCAAGCUCAGUUUAUCAGAAACGACGAAGACGAGGAAGCCAAGGUGGUGGAGGAAUUCGAGGCCCAAAGAAAGCCACCUCCUGGUGCGGCUACAGAUGCUGCUAGAGGAAGGGAUCACAAACAGAAACCGGUUUAUAAUAAUGAAGCACCCCAACCAGGGAAGGCCCAAUAUAUCAGCAAUAGCGACCCCAAACACAACCUUUUUCACACAAGGAAACAAGCCAAACAGCGAAGACAACAGAAAGAAACCCAAUCAGCCGCUGCUUCGGCAGUUACAACAUCAGUAAACGACGACCGGUCUCAGUCUCCCAAGGUGGCAAGGGGAGUAGACCACGAUCGGUCUCAGUCUCCCAAGGCGGCAAGGGGACUUCGGAAACUAAAAACAGACCAGCAAACGCCGAGAAGACGUGAAGCUAGUCCUCGAAGGACCCAAUCCGAGUCGCCCACGCAUCCCAGGGGGCUGCGGGGCAGGAAAAAAGUGAAGGGGCCGAUGUCGUCGUCAUCACCUACACAGGAAAACACAAAUCCAGCGGAAGCCAAGCUUCGUGCCUAUGGACUCACGUCAAGCGAGGAAUCCUUGCCGGUACCAACGGCAAGGGUACCUCGAACGCAAAUCGUAGUCAACCUCGACGAGACUAGCGAUACAGCCGACUUUAAAAAAAGUGGUCGCAUUUCGAAUGCAUCAGCCCAGAGUGGAGCCGUGUCAAUGAAUUCUUUUGCAAACAUCUCCAAGUCUACAGUGCAUUCUUUAGCUCAGAAUUUUGAUGAGGAAAUUCAAGUUUCUCCUCACAAUGACGACGACCACGACAACAAGAGUAAUCGUCAAAUUCUUCGAGAUCGAGAUUUCUUGGUAAGAGCCACUCUCGUCAGGUCUACAAAUGAUCUAGGAGUGGAUCCCAACGCCGUAUAUGCAGAGCCAGUUGAAUCCGAAGAUAUUGUGAUUGAUUUCUUCAAGAGUCCCAAGGGAAUCUCCAUCAUUGUCUGUUCCAUUUUGAUUCUUGCCGGAAUCAUCACCGGGCUUGUGCUUGGUUUGGGAGGUGGCAGUGAGCCUCUAAUAGCUCCAACAGCGGCACCAUCCAUGUCUCCUACCCAAGCACCUACUGUUGACUUUGUCGAGGAGUUGCUCCCUGCCUUCACAAGGGAAGCAAUCACAAGCAACGAUGAUUCCCCUCAAGCCCAGGCAUGGAAGUGGAUCAUGAAAGAUCCAGCAUUGAACAAGAUUGAGUCGGAACGUAAAUUUGUCAGGUUUGCUUUGGCUGUGUUGUACUUUGCCACAACAGGUCCUCGAUGGGAACAAUCAACGAAUUGGCUCUCUUAUGACCAUCAUGAAUGCAAGUGGUCCACAAAUGGUGGGCUUAGUAUGUGCAGCAAUGAUCUUCUAGUGACCAAUAUAGACCUGGAAAGAAACAAUCUAAGGGGAGUCAUUCCUCCUGAGAUUUCAUUGCUGGCAGAUGUUGUCCAGUUGGAUCUCCGAGACAACUUCCUAGAGGGAUCUCUGACGUCAGAGUUUGGGACACUUGCAAAGCUUCGAACCCUUCUGUUGUCAACAAAUGGACUUGGAGGCAAGAUUCCAACUGAGUUUGGCAAUCUCUCGGCAUUACAAGAAUUGCAUCUUGCCUACAACAAACUACAAGGGACACUGCCAACAGAAUUUGGAAGUUUGAAAGGACUUCGAAGGCUCAGGCUGCAAGAAAACUCUUUUGAAGGGGGCAUCCCUAGUGAACUCGGUCUGGCUGAAGGAAUCACGAAUAUUGACUUGAGCAACACUGGCAUCAAUGGUUGGCUACCAACAGAACUUGGCAGUAUGAGAUACUUGCAAUACCUUGAUCUAAGCAGAACACAAAUCCAAGGAGAGAUUCCAAAAGAGUUUGGUCUCGUCCAAAACUUGACUGAAUUGGAUUUGAGUGAAUGCCUUGGUCUCAAUGGUACAUUGCCUACAGAGCUUGGACUAUUAAGCCAGCUGGAGUCACUUCACUUGAAUAAUCUUGGACUAUACACGGAGGACCCAUUAGGAGGAUCUAUUCCAUCAGAGCUCUUUAUGGCGACAAACCUGCGAGUGCUGGAUUUGGAGAGCAGCCCUUUCAACAGUGCCAUUCCCUCAGAGAUUGGCUCCUUGACAAAGUUGAGUAGCUUGUUUCUCAACGGCUGUCUACUAUCUUCUACUCUGCCAAGUGAAAUUGGUUUGCUUCAAGAAAUCAAGAAUCUGGAUUUAAGCGACCUGGGGAUCAAUGGUCCUCUUCCCAGUGAAUUGGGUCAGCUCCCAUUGGAGACGCUUCUUCUAUCAAACCUUUGGAAUUUGUACGGACCCCUUCCCGGAGGUCUUUUCAACAACAACAACCUCCGCGAUCUUGAAAUAUAUUCGUGCACACUCACUGGAGCCUUGCCAACUGAAAUUGGUCUUGCAACGAUGCUGACAUCUUUGGUCAUGAAUCAGCCAGGUUUUACUGACUUCUUUUCGCUGGCUGGCCUUCUUCAAUUGUGGAUGUCUUCAAAUUCAUUUACCGGGACAAUACCAAGUGAAAUCAUGAUGGCUUCCCUGGAGACUCUAGAACUGAGCUCAACAAGCUUGAGUGGCACAAUCCCUUCAGAGAUAGCUUUGCUGGGGAACUUGACUUCCAUGAACUUGGCAGGGAAUGUCAAUCUGACAGGAAGUCUGCCAGCGACAAUCCAAAACAUGAGCCAGCUAAAAGUUCUGAAUUUGCAAACUACUGGCCUAACUGCUGCUUUCACCUUCGUCCCACCUGACAGCCUCAGCUUGUUAUCGCUGUCAUACACCAAGCUGGAGAGUAGCAUUCCAUCGCAGAUUGGCCAAUGGACACAGCUGCAAGAUCUCUCCCUUCUGAACUGCUCCCUUUGGGGAUCUAUCCCAACCACCUGUAAGGCAACAUGUUUCCAUGUCUGGCCCAUUCCACCAACCUUCUAACUUUUUUAUCUACUUCGUUCUGCUGCUAGUGGGCCUCAUGACUUCAGUGACAAACUUGGUUCUUUGGGCAAAUCAGUUGACUGGGAAAAUUCCAAGCGAGCUUGGCCUUAUGUCUGCUAUUCAAAGGCUUGACUUGGACGACAACUUGUUGACAGGAACCGUUCCCAUUGAAUUGCUCAACAAAUCAAGCCUCGAAAUUUUAUAUGUGAGUGAGAACCCAUGGCUGAGUGGUGAAAUCCCUGAUGAGGUCUGUGAAGAAGAUGGAAAUCCAAGUGUUUGGGUUGACUGUGCAAAUGUUACUUGCUCGGAAUGUUGCAAUUGCUAGUAGCUAGCUGGGGGAAUGAUGUGGACUGAAUGGUUUGGUCAGUUGCAACGACCUGCUAGCUAGAGUCGAACCACUCUACCUCCGACUGGAAUAGUUCUAAUAAUCAUUAUUUCUAUCAGGGUU